UCCUUGGCAAGUGAGCAAGUAAGCGUGCGCUUUGUGGUGUAUCCCUCGUUUAAGUUUUCAACGUGUGUGCAGUUGCCCUAAUCGCCGGCUAACGAUGUCACAAAUGGGCAGUUUGAAUGCUGUGCGGAUCCUCAAAGGUGAGGCCGAAGAGGAAAAGGCGGAGACGGCACGGCUGUCCUCAUUCGUGGGUGCAAUCGCGAUUGGCGACCUGAUGAAGAGCACACUGGGACCCAAGGGGAUGGAUAAGAUCCUGAUGUGCCAGGGACGCCAGGAGGGAAAAGUUGAGGUGACCAACGACGGGGCCACCAUCCUCAAGGCAGUAGGUGUUGACAACCCAGCUGCCAAGAUCCUCGUCGACAUCUCGAAGGUGCAAGACGACGAGGUGGGCGACGGGACGACCUCCGUGGCGGUGCUGGCGGCCGAGCUGCUCAAGGAAGCUGAGAACCUGGUCAGCAUGAAGAUCCACCCACAGACAAUCAUUGCAGGGUGGCGCCAGGCCACAGCGGUCGCUCGACAGGCCCUGGAAUCUUUUGCAGAGGACCACAGUGCCGACGAGGCUCGUUUCCGGGAGGACAUACUGAACAUAGCCCGCACAACACUGGGCUCCAAGAUCCUGGCGCAGCACAAGGAGUUCUUCGCCCAGCUGGCCUUUGAUGCCGUCAUGCGGCUGAAAGGCUCGGGCAACCUGGACGCCAUUCAGAUCCUCAAACGGCUGGGCAGCAACCUCACCGACUCCUUCCUGGCCGAGGGCUUCCUUCUGGACAAGAAGCCCGGUGUACACCAGCCGAAGAGGGUGGAGAAGGCCCGCAUCCUCAUCGCCAACACGCCCAUGGACGCCGACAAGGUCAAGAUCUUCGGAAGUCGCGUGCGGGUCGAGUCGAUGGCGCAGAUCGCUGACAUGGAGCUGGCUGAAAAGAUCAAGAUGAAGGAAAAGGUGGACCAAAUCCUGAAGCACAACAUCAACGUAUUCAUCAACCGCCAGCUUAUCUACAACUAUCCGGAGCAGCUGUUUGCUGACGCUGGUGUAAUGGCCAUCGAACACGCCGACUUUGAUGGCAUUGAGCGCCUUGCCCUUGUCACAGGUGGCGAGAUCGUGUCCACAUUUAACACUCCCGAGCUGGUGCGCCUGGGCACUUGUGACCUCAUCGAGGAGGUGAUGAUUGGCGAGGACAAGCUGCUGAAGUUCUCAGGCGUGCCCCUGGGUGAGGCCUGCACCGUAGUGCUGCGUGGUGCCACCCAGCAGAUCCUGGACGAGGCCGAGCGGUCGCUGCACGACGCCCUCUGCGUACUCUCUCAGGUUGUCAAGGACAAGCGUGUGGUGUUCGGAGGUGGUAGCUCGGAGAUGCUCAUGUCGGCGGCAGUGGGCAAGCUGGCCGAGUCCACUGCUGGCAAGGAGUCCCUCGCCAUCGAGGCUUUUGCCAGGGCGCUGAGAAAGAUCCCCACUAUAAUCGCCGACAAUGCUGGUUUUGACAGUGCCCAGCUAGUCUCGGAGCUGCGGGCAGCUCACUCGGAGGGCAAGAAGACUGCGGGCAUCAACAUGACGGAGGCCAAGGUGGACGACAUGGCCAAGCUUGGUGUGACGGAGGCCUUUGUUGUGAAGCGACAGGUCCUGCUCAGUGCAUCCGAAGCGGCCGAGAUGAUCCUGCGGGUCGACAACAUCAUCAAGGCAGCACCUCGCCAACGUCACCCUGACAGGAGCCACUGAGAAAAGCAUGCUGUUUUCCUUUUUUUUUUUCUUUGCACCGUGCGUAACUUAAACACGAACCGAAGAUGGUUGUUUUUGUAAGCUUGUUUCUCUGUUUCAGUCGUUUUUUUUGGUUUCUUAGCUGUCAUCUCUUGUAAUAAAAAUGAACUGCUUCAU
Dermacentor andersoni is the source of this 1861-nucleotide messenger RNA. RefSeq names its product chaperonin containing TCP1 subunit 2 (gene CCT2). Lineage: Eukaryota; Metazoa; Arthropoda; Arachnida; Ixodida; Ixodidae. Gene Ontology annotation, cellular component: chaperonin-containing T-complex; cytosol. The record is from RefSeq and is a predicted model, not a curated record. Gene Ontology annotation, molecular function: ATP-dependent protein folding chaperone; ATP binding; ATP hydrolysis activity. Gene Ontology annotation, biological process: protein folding.